CUGUUCCAUACCCCAAAAUAAUAACCAAAGUAUUCGCUGCUGCUCGCUCGUGCGUAAGUUUUGGCUGUGUCGCAUCUCCGUCGGUUGCUUCUCAUCUCUCUUCCGUGUUUGGUUCCCUUUCCACCCUUUUUUUUCCUUAUUCUUUAUUAUAAUUAUGAAUGUUAUAAUUGCCUAUUUUUCUUCGUAAUGAUUUCGAGGAGGACAAGGUGGAGCGAAGUGGAGGCAGAGGUCGAGAUGUAGAGAAGCUUCGACUUUCGUUGAUGGCUCCGUCGCUUCCUGUCAACGGCCGAGCGUACGGGCGACUCCACGCCGCCGCUUUGUCUCGCUUCGGCGCCUCCAAAGCCCAAGUCGGCUUGGCCAAGAUCAUAGCCGUCAUCUCCGCUUCCCCUCCUCCCCAUCCUGAGCCCGAAGCCGCCCACCACGGCGAUGGCGAUCCUGAGGCGGCGGGUGGGAGGAAGACGCCUGAGGAAGAUUCGGGCUUCGGCGUCGAUUUGAGGCUCAGGCUGGGCCCUCCGCACGAGAUCGGAGGAGGGUCGGCCGCGGGAGAUGGCCCCCCGGCCGACGGCGUCGUUGUGGAUACUUCUUGGCCGGUGGAGUCCGGUGGCGACGUGCACACCGCAGGGAAGACCUCCGAAACUGUCCCGGCGGCUGCAGAGUCUCAGCACUCGUUGUCGCCAGCGGUGUCCGUCGCCUGCGGCGGUGAUGCUUUGACUGUAGCAAAGAGCUCGGAGGGCGAAUGCGAUCCGGAAGGGGAGCACGGCGGAGAGAGCCACGAGGAGAUUGCAGAAGGCGACGCCAAGGCGGAGGUCUUCGCAGAGCAAGAAGGAACGAAGGGAACGGAAGGAGCGGAAGCGGGGACCACCACGGUUACGACGACCACCGUCACCACUACCAGCAGCACCAGCAGCAGAGGAAGAGGGCGCGGCAGCGAUGGUUGCUUGGACUUGCUACUGGAGGCAGUCAGGCAGGUGUCCGGCGACGCCUUUGAGGAUGACAUGCCAGGGGCAGAGAAGGUCCAACCUGCGGCAGUGACGGCGUCGACGGCGGAGGCAUCGCACUCGCCGCCUAGCAGGACGAGGCGGCCAGCUGGCGGCGCCGGGGCGAAGAAGCGGAGAGAUGCAGAGGAGUGGUGGAUCCCGCUCGAUAUCUACGAGGAGGAGACGGCCCCGAUCGUGCGGUCGAAGCGGGGAAGGAGCCAGGCGCUGCCGUUGAGGUACCGCGACUCCGUUCUCGAUCCGUGGGGGAAGCCGCCCGCCCUCACGCGCAACGGUCGGGCGCCGCGGCCGUGACAGAGUACUGCCCUCCACCCCUUAAGGUUGCCGGAGCCUCGCCAACGCCGAAACUCGUGCUAGAGAGUAAAGAUUAACGAUCCAAUGGUUCGAGUAAUCACGUCACUUUUCUCCGUUUACUUUUCGAUUCUUGUAUCCACAAUAUGUGAUGUUCUUGUAUUAAUAGCGUUAGAGAGUCGUUGUUCCCUAUUUAAUGGAGGUAAUGGCAAUGAGUCUGCCUGCCUGUCUCUCUCUCUCUCUCUCUCUCUCUCUCUCUCUCUCUCUGUACUUCAGUCAAGUGCUGCUGUAUCAGUGCUUCUAAUGAAUCUAAAUCUGUUGAACUGCUA
Messenger RNA from Musa acuminata subsp. malaccensis (wild Malaysian banana), 1615 nucleotides. RefSeq lists its product as uncharacterized. The record is from RefSeq and is a predicted model, not a curated record. Lineage: Eukaryota; Viridiplantae; Streptophyta; Magnoliopsida; Zingiberales; Musaceae.